AUGACAUUAUAUUUACUGUUUCUCUCCACGUGUAUGUUGCCUAAAUCCUUGGCAACACUCACACAGAGUUCCGCUUAUUCGAGAAAUUAUCGAAAUUUUUUCCAUCAUCAGCAUUCAUCGAUACCUCCCAAGAAGGAAGCCAGUUUUGUUCUGAAAACCACACAAAUACGUAGUGAUGCUUCAAGGAAACGUUUGUCGAUCGUUGGCUCACACCAUUUUUGUCGUAUCCUUCAUUCUAUUCACUGGUUGCGUAGUCCUCCACUACUAUGUCGAUCGAAUUCACGGUGCUGUAAUUGCACGCGUAAGUUGUUCAUUUUUAUCACAUAUAAUUUGUAA
Molecule: messenger RNA, 336 nt
Organism: Trichobilharzia szidati
Lineage: Eukaryota; Metazoa; Platyhelminthes; Trematoda; Strigeidida; Schistosomatidae
Source: the annotation of a GenBank genome assembly